Messenger RNA from Zea mays, 1566 nucleotides. Its product is annotated as RING-H2 finger protein ATL67. Gene Ontology annotation, biological process: protein ubiquitination. The coding region runs from base 312 to 929 and encodes 205 amino acids. Lineage: Eukaryota; Viridiplantae; Streptophyta; Magnoliopsida; Poales; Poaceae. Gene Ontology annotation, molecular function: transferase activity. The record is from RefSeq and is a predicted model, not a curated record. The transcript is spliced from 2 exons.
UUCUCCAGCAGCGCGAGCACGAACAGAGAGAGCAAUUCACGUCCCCGCCAUUAAAUGCAAUAAAUGCAGCCGCUCGAGCCGCGCACCCACCCCGCCAGAUCUGAAUUCUGAACCCCGCGACAAGGCAAAUAUCACCGGUUCACCACGCCACCUCCAACAUUUACUCCCCCACCCCCACCCCCACGCGGCCUCGAUUCCAACUUCCACCCAGUGAUCCAGGGCAUCGGCAUCCACCACCACCGACCGUGCGUGCGCGGCGGUCCGCCAAUGCCAUUCCGCCGCUCCCUCGCCACUAGGGACUCGCCACCGCGAUGUCCUUCCUCUCCUCGCUCUCCAGCCUCGGCCUCGGUUACUCCAUCGCCAUCGCGCUCGGCUUCCUCGUCCUGCUCGCCUCCCUCCUGCUGGCUUUCUACUUCUGCUUCGGCCGCGGCGGGGACUACUGGGCCGGAGAAGCAGCCACCACGGCCUCCAGCUCCGGCCACCUCUCCAUCACCGUCCCGCGCGUGCUCUUCGUCGCGGAAGGGUCCGAGUCCCCCGACGCCGACGCCGCUUACUCCUCCGCCGCCGUCGCGGCCUGCUCACCCGUCGGGCUCGAUGCCGCCGCCAUCGCGUCCUACCCCAAGGUCCCUUUCUCCUCCAGCGGGGCCACCGACGCCGACGCCAUGUGCUCCAUCUGCCUCAGCGAGUACAGGGACGGCGAGACGCUGCGCGUGAUGCCCGAGUGCAGGCACGGCUUCCACGUCGCGUGCCUCGACGCCUGGCUGCGGCGGAGCGCGUCGUGCCCCGUCUGCAGGUCCUCCCCCAUCCCGACGCCCAACUCCACGCCGCUCGCGACGCCGCUUUCCGAGCUCGUCCCGCUCUCGCAGUACGCCGCCGACCGGAGGCGCCGCAGCUUUUCUGGUCGCCUUGCACAGAACCACCUGACCUGAUGUGGUUAGCUUGCUUCUCUCGUGGGUUUGUUGUUAAAUGGUUCUUGGCGUUUGGUUUACUUUUUCCAUCAUUCUCACCUGCCCAAGUCCAAGGAAACAGCCAAGGAGUGGACGAUGGAGUAGAAGAAGAUGCGGUCAUUUAUCACGCUGGAGAAAUGGCGAGCAGUAUGAGGAUGUAGGGCACUGAGCGUACAUGCGUACGGUGUACUGCAUCCCCUUGCGCUCGCUACGUCCGGAAUACGCGUCUUCAUCCAUCAGGUACAGUCAGAGCAGGUCGGCACUCCACUGCCAACCGCACAUGGACAUGGACAUGGACAUGGACACUCUCAAGAGCACUUUUCUAGUGCGGCCGCUGUACAGUGUCAUGGCUGUAUGAUACGGAACAUAUUUGGAUUUUGGAUGGUCCCAGUUUCUUUUGAAAGGGAUAUUCCACUAGUUUUUUGUGCUACAACUAUCAGUCCAAACAGCACAAAUACAUUCGCUUCUGAAUCAUCCACUAUUAGAGUAGAAUCUCAUAAUGGUUGAACUUCAGUCUAGGAGAUCGUAGGUCUGAGUCAUCCACUUUCAGCGUGUUUGGUUAGGGAGUGUAUCCAACAUUAUCAAGCAUACAAAUAAAAGUGAGAAGUUAUCUGGCAUA